GCCGUUCCCGGCGGGAUGAGGCUGCCGGUGGCCCUGUGGCUGCCGCUGGCCCUGGCGGUGGCCGCGGCGGCCGCGGGGCAGUCCCCGCUCCAGCGGCGCGUGGUGCGGGACGUGCUGGAAUAUUUCCACGCGCGCAGCAACGUGCAUUUCCUCUUCAAGGAGCGGGAGCUGGACGGGGUCACCGAGCGGGAGGAUCCUUCGGGGACCUUCGUGCAGCUCCGCCUGGGCCUGGCACAGACCACCUGCCGCAAGCGAGCGCCGCAGCGGCACUGCCGGGUGCUGGAGAACCGGAGGAAGCCGACCUGCCUGGCCUGCUACAAGUUCGACACCAGCGAUGUCCCCAAGGUGCUGGACAAGUACCACAACUGCGGCCCCAGCCACCACCUGGCGGUCAAGGAGAUCCGGCAGCGGGACGAGGCCGAGUGCCGGGCGGUGGAGGAGGCGGGGAGAGGGGGGGACACGCCGUACCUGCCCGGAAUGUUCGCCUUCUCCCGGGGGCUGCCGGCCUAGGCACCACGGCACCGACGGACGCUGCCACGGCGGUCCCGGCCUGUCCCGCUUGUCACCCCCAGCCCCGUGUGAGCACGGGGGGUCCCGGACGUGUCCCCCGCUCCCGCCUGUCCCCCCUGCCCAGUAAACCAGCGCUGGCCCCGCU
Molecule: messenger RNA, 655 nt
Organism: Taeniopygia guttata (zebra finch)
Lineage: Eukaryota; Metazoa; Chordata; Aves; Passeriformes; Estrildidae
Gene: RARRES2
Product: retinoic acid receptor responder 2
Biological process (GO): innate immune response; inflammatory response; regulation of lipid catabolic process
Cellular component (GO): extracellular matrix
Molecular function (GO): signaling receptor binding
Source: RefSeq, marked provisional